UUUUUUCAAUUUUUCCUUUGAUGAGUAGGUAGAUCAAUGUCUUUCAAAAACAUAAAAAAGAUCAAUGGUUUACAAUUGACACAGUGCAAGUUGAAUCAAAAGCACCGACCCUCUCCGGCUACCGCUGCCUGAGUUGGUGCUCCACUUUGGUUUUCGUUACCCUUCUUUUGGUGCCCAAGUUUUGAUUUUUCAGAGAAGAUUCACUUCCUUUUCUUCAAAUUCAGGCACUUUUUUCAAAAGGGCUAAGUCACUCAACUGAUUGAAUUAGAGCUAUGAACCCCGUUGAUUGGGAACAAGAACUGAAAAAGUAUGAGGAUGUUAUAGCCUCAGGUACCAAUUGUAUGAAAAUAAAGGCCAUGGUGAUGCUGACACGUUUAUCUAAGCAUGCCCCUGAGGAUGUGUUAGCUCGCACCAUACCCAUUCUCACUGAGAUUCUUGGUCACAAUGUUUCAAAUGAUUCUGCUCCUACACUUCAAGAGGCUGCUGCUUAUUGCUUGAAGUGCAUUGCUUGCAGGGGUGAUGGUGAGUUGGCGGUUGAAAUUGGUGGACAUGGCGCCACUCGUUCCUUGAUGAGGUUGUUGCCUCACUCUGAAGGGAGGAUGCAGAAGGUACUGACUAAAUGUAUGCUUGUUAUUGUUAGUUUUUGCAAUGCAAGUAGGACAGUUGUUGCCACCAAUGGUGGGGUGGAAUUGAUCAUUGGUUUGUUAAGUUCUUGCACCGAAGAUACUAGACGGUAUUUGUUGGAGAUUUUGAGCGUGCUGGCGUUGAGGAGGGAUGUUAGGAAGGCUCUCACUAGACUAAGAGCUCUUCAUUAUGUUGUGGAGGCUGCUGGUUUUGGGAGCAUGGUGUCUAGGGAAAGGGCUUGUCAAGCAAUUGGGUUGCUAGGAGUCACGAGACAGGCUAGGCGCAUGCUUGUUGAAUUGGGGGCGAUACCGGUACUUGUGGCGAUGUUUCGUGAUGGAGAUCAUGCCACAAAGCUUGUAGCUGGUAAUUCUCUUGGUGUGAUAUCUGCUCAUGUUGAUUACAUUAGGCCGGUGGCUCAAGCUGGGGCUAUCCCCCUUUAUGCCGAGCUUCUUGAAGGACCUGAUCCUUCUGGGAAGGAGAUAGCUGAGGAUGUGUUUUGUAUAUUGGCUGUUGCUGAGGCUAAUGCUGUUGAAAUUGCUGGGCACUUGGUGAGGAUUCUGAGGGAAGGUGAUGAUGAAGCAAAGGCGUCUGCGGCUGAUGUGAUGUGGGAUCUGUCAGGUUACAAGCACACAACGUCUGUGGUCCGGGAUUCGGGUGCGAUUCCUAUUCUUGUUGAGCUUUUGGGGAGUGGAAGUGAAGAUGUGAAGGUGAAUGUUUCCGGGGCAUUUGCUCAACUAAGCUAUGAUGGAACAGAUAGAAUGGCACUUGCUGAGGCAGGGGCAGUUCCAAUUCUCAUUGACUUGAUGAAUGAUGUUGAUGAGGUUGAGGAACUAAGGGAUAAUGCUGCAGAGGCUCUUGUCAAUUAUUAUGUCGAUCCAUUGUAUCAUGAUAGCGUGUCUGAUGCGAUUAAUGUUCCUUCGUUCAGAAAUAUGCAGAAUAGAUUAACUCAUAUUCGUGCAUCGAAUGAGCACAUGGCUAGAUCCUUGAGAAGAAUGAGUGUUGAGCAGCUCACUUGGAACCCAGAUCUUGCAUAAUCAUUUGAAGGGUAUGUUUUGAUCUCAAAGCCUUUGGAAUGUUGUUUUCAGUCUCUUAACUUUUAUCAGUUUUACACCCUAGCAUAGAUAUAUGUUGUGAUGAUAAUUGGUAGAAGGAGAUAUAUGUCGAUCUUUGCUGUAUAUUUGUAGAAGUUCACAAACACAAAUAAAAAUGAGUGAGUAGAUAGCCUUCUAAUUGUGGGAAAAUACUUGAAUUCUUAUAACAUAGUUGCCAAAUGUCACCCUUACUGUCAUUAGUUGUGUUAUUCCUUAUGAAUCAGAAACGCUCAUUCCUUUUAUUGAGCUCCAAGGAAACUUGUGUUUUGGAAUGCCUACAUCCUUUUGUUACAGCCA
Glycine soja is the source of this 2012-nucleotide messenger RNA. Its product is annotated as vacuolar protein 8. Gene Ontology annotation, molecular function: protein binding. The transcript has 2 exons. Bases 273 to 1658 code for a protein of 461 amino acids. Lineage: Eukaryota; Viridiplantae; Streptophyta; Magnoliopsida; Fabales; Fabaceae. The record is from RefSeq and is a predicted model, not a curated record.